This is a messenger RNA of Penicillium angulare, 420 nucleotides long. It is a transcript of the gene acpA, whose product is annotated as acyl carrier protein. The transcript has 6 exons. Gene Ontology annotation, cellular component: mitochondrion. NCBI's taxonomy places the organism in Eukaryota, Fungi, Ascomycota, Eurotiomycetes, Eurotiales, Aspergillaceae. Gene Ontology annotation, molecular function: acyl carrier activity; acyl binding. Gene Ontology annotation, biological process: fatty acid biosynthetic process. Bases 1 to 420 code for a protein of 139 amino acids. The record is from RefSeq and is a predicted model, not a curated record.
AUGUUCCGCUCCGCCAUCGUCCGCUCCUUGAGGGCUUCCGUCCCCCGUGUCGCUGUCAAGACCCCAGCUCCCUUCCACAUCCGCAGCUCGCCCAUCGCUCUGCGCAGCCCUCAAUUCACUCCCUGCUUCGUCUCCCAGGGUGUUCGCUGCUACUCCGCCCCUGCCGGUCUGAACAAGACCGAAGUUGAGGGCCGUAUCGUCAACCUGCUCAAGAACUUCGACAAGGUCUCCGAUGCCAGCAAGAUCAGCGGUGUCUCCCACUUUGCCAACGAUCUCGGUCUGGACAGCUUGGAUACCGUUGAGGUCGUUAUGGCCAUUGAGGAGGAGUUCAGCAUUGAGAUCCCCGACAAGGAGGCCGACCAGAUCCACAGUGUUGAGAAGGCCGUCGAGUACAUCCUCGCUCAGCCCGAUGCCCACUAA